ACCCGUGUUAUCUGGGCGUACCAUGACCAGGACCCCCCGCACGACACGGCGCUGAUGUACCACGGGGAGACCCGGGGAGCACGCAGCCUCAUGCUGCUGGACGUCCCGCAGAACAGGGAGAUGCCAGACGAUGUGCAAACCAUUGACUUACUAAACACGUAUAGCGUAAUGAAGAAACAGACGGUCUACUGGUACCGCGGAUUCAAGGUUCCAGACUUCGGAGGAAAAAGACACAUCAUAGCGUUUGAACCAGUUUUACAGCCAGGUCACGAAGGUAUGAUCCAUCACAUGGACCUGUACACCUGUCUGAAGGACGUGGAUCCAGACAUGUAUGAUGGCGUCCAGCACGCGCGUCACAGCCACGACUUCCCGGAAGAUUGGCAUUCUUGUAAGAUCAGACUGGUAGCCUGGGAAAUAGGAGGAGAGGGCAUUUACUACCCAGAAAAGGCCGGUCUUUCCGUAGGUGGUCCUGACGAUCCAACGUUCUUUGUUAUGGAGACACACUACAACAACCCGCAGCAUAAGACUGGCAUAGUGGACAGGUCUGGUCUCCGGUUACUGUACACCUCAGAGCUGCGGCAGCACGACCUGGGCUUCAUGCAGCUUGGCAUGGAGGUGGCACGGACACUCAUCAUCCCGCCUGGGAGUCAGGCCUUUGUUACAGUCGGAACUUGUUAUCCAGACUGUCUGGAGAAGGCAAUGGAGGAAGAGUCCAUAGAGAAGAUCCACGUGAUCGGCGUCCAUUUCCACACUCACCUGGCGGGAAGGAAGAUGAAGAUGCGCCACGUGCGGAACGGAGUGGAACUGCCGUGGAUACGGAACGAUGAAAACUUUGACUUCAACUUUCAGCAGACUGUCAGUCUACAGAAGGAGGUAGAAGUUUUAAAGGGCGACUACAUCAUAGUGGAGUGUACGUACAAUACCACUGACAGGCGGAAGGUUACAUACGGAGGCCUGAGUACGGAAGAAGAGAUGUGUUUUGGUCACAUACUUCACUACCCGAACAUGAAGCUAAGACGGUGUAAGAGUAACCCACACAAGGCGUCUUACCUGGCGGCGCUCGGGGCCACAGAAGUUACCUUCAGCGCCGCCGAAAACGACUAUGUACCCACCCAACCUCCUCACAUGGCUGGUAACACCAUACAAAAACUACUGCACUCUAUCGACUGGGAUGAAAAUACCAGGCAAACAUUCCAGGCACUACAGAGAACCGGAAACACGUCUGUUACCUGUAUGAAGAAAGACACUAGCGUUGAGGCAUAUCAUCAGCAACUGAUCACCAUGCGUGAGCCACCACCGCUCAUUCUUUACCCAUUUGAGGAACAAGACGUCUGCAAAACACCACGUACAAUGAUGGGGGCUAAAAGGACCAAGUUGCACAAGGGAUUAGGGAAACAUGCCUAUAACAAAGCACACGCAGAAACCAAGAGUGGAACAAAGAAAGCACAGCGGGGAAAGAAAAGGAAGAACAAGAGGAAGCCGAAUCUUUCAAUUUGGCGACGCUAA
Branchiostoma belcheri (Belcher's lancelet) is the source of this 1506-nucleotide messenger RNA. Its product is annotated as DBH-like monooxygenase protein 1. Gene Ontology annotation, biological process: norepinephrine biosynthetic process; dopamine catabolic process; octopamine biosynthetic process. Gene Ontology annotation, cellular component: secretory granule membrane. Lineage: Eukaryota; Metazoa; Chordata; Leptocardii; Amphioxiformes; Branchiostomatidae. The record is from RefSeq and is a predicted model, not a curated record. The transcript is spliced from 13 exons. Gene Ontology annotation, molecular function: dopamine beta-monooxygenase activity; copper ion binding. The coding region runs from base 55 to 1506 and encodes 483 amino acids.